AUGGGGAAUUAUUGCCUAUAUAAUUGAGUCCUGUUAUUUUCAAAACUCGUAUAUUAAUAAGCUAGAAGGAAAUAGAAACAGAUACGCCAGCAAAUAUCGUUUGAAGAUAGUGAAUCAUCAUCGUGUUCAAAUCUUCCAUUUGGUGGAUUCUUGUCGCUGAUUUUUCUUGUUCUUCAUCAAUUUCAGCACAACAAGAAGCAAUGGCAGUUAAGGGCAAGAGACAACCACACGUAUUGGCCGUUCCGUUUCCAGCUCAAGGACAUGUACGGCCGCUCAUGAAAUUGUGUCGACGAAUUGCCAGUCGAGGGAUUAAGGUUACAUUCGUUAACACGGAACAUAUACAUGCGAAAGUUGUUGCUGCAAUGUCUGAGGAGGAUAAGAGCCAAAACCCAAUACAACUAAUCUCGAUUCCAGAUGGGUUGCCACCUGAUGAUGACAGAAGUCCUGGAUUCGAGCUAAUGGAAAGUGUCAUAAGAACGAUGCCCGGAAAUUUGACGAAUUUGAUCGAGAAAAUUAACGGUCGAAGCAGUGAUGAAAAGAUUACUUGUGUAAUAGCUGAUAUCACAAUUGGAUGGAUACUUGAUGUUACCCAAAAACUGGGAGCUGAAUCAGUAGUCUUCCAAUCAGCUGCAGCAGCAGGCAUGGCCAUGGUACUUCAAAUUCCAAAGCUUAUUCAAGCAGGAAAUCUUGAUAUGAAUGGAUCUGUUAAGAAAAAUGAAUUGAUCAACCUGCCAGAUAAUAUACCUUCCUGGAGAAAAAAUGAACUUCCAUGGAGCUUCCCCGGUGACCUAAAGACUCAAUCGAUAGUGUUCGAAACUUUCAUGGCCGGCGGAAAAACAGCGCAUCGUGCAAAGUGGCUGCUCUGCAAUACAUUUUAUGAACUCGAACCAUCAGCUUGUAAUUUGAUUCCCAACUUUCUGCCUGUUGGACCAUUGCUUAGUACUAAUAACUCGAAAUCAUCCGCCAUUGGAGGGAGCCUUUGGAUUGAGGAAACAACUUGUUUUAGCUGGCUAGAUAAACAACAAAUUGGCUCGGUGAUCUAUGUUUCUUUCGGCAGCAUAGCUGUUUUCUCUCAGGACCAGUUAAAUGAACUAGCACUGGCUCUUGAACUUUCAGGCAGGCCAUUUCUAUGGGUCGUUAGGUCAAAUCUUGCCAAUGGAUCGAAAGUCAAGUUCCCAAAUGGUUUCCUCGAAAGAGUGGCGAAACGUGGAAAAAUUGUCGAAUGGGCACCUCAGGAAGAAGUAUUAGCUCAUUCUUCGGUCGCUUGUUUUAUAAGCCAUUGUGGAUGGAACUCGACCGUGGAGGGUCUAACCAUGGGAGUUCCUUUCCUAUGUUGGCCUUAUUUUUCGGAUCAAUUCUACAACCAGAAUUACAUUUGUGACAUGUGGAAGAUUGGUUUGAGACUCAACCCAGACGAGAAUGGACUCAGAUCAAGGCUUGAAAUUUCGACUAAAAUAGAAAUGCUUCUUUCAGACCAUAGUAUUAAAACGAAUGCUGUAAAACUGAAGGAAAUGGCUCUCGAGAGUGUAAGUGGAUCCGGAUCUUCUUCUCAGAAUUUCGAAACUUUCAUCCAUCACAUGAAGAAUUGAAGAUGAUUGCUUAGAUUGAUUUUCAUGUUUCUUGUUGGUAAAUGAAUCUUGUUUGCACUGUUUGAUUACUAUGGAAGUUUUUUUUUUUUUUUUUGGGCAAUCUAAAG
Molecule: messenger RNA, 1696 nt
Organism: Olea europaea var. sylvestris
Lineage: Eukaryota; Viridiplantae; Streptophyta; Magnoliopsida; Lamiales; Oleaceae
Product: UDP-glycosyltransferase 83A1-like
Exons: 2
Coding region: 201-1589 (462 amino acids)
Molecular function (GO): UDP-glycosyltransferase activity
Source: RefSeq, a predicted model, not a curated record